This is a messenger RNA of Neurospora crassa OR74A, 1459 nucleotides long. Its product is annotated as phosphoserine phosphatase. The coding region runs from base 415 to 1191 and encodes 258 amino acids. The record is from RefSeq and is a predicted model, not a curated record. The transcript has 3 exons. Gene Ontology annotation, molecular function: phosphatase activity. NCBI's taxonomy places the organism in Eukaryota, Fungi, Ascomycota, Sordariomycetes, Sordariales, Sordariaceae.
GUUCACUAAACCGCGGAUCGGCGCCUUAGCACGCAACAGUGGGUAGCACCCGACCCGCCAGAAUUGGUCCACUAACAUCGGGGAUGCGGUGGCCGAGACAAAGCCAAAGUUUGAAGUCUUUCGGGGUUCCAGGCACCGUGCCGAUGGGGGCCAACCCUGUGGGAUUCAGUCCACUGCCGCGCCGCUUGCUGUGCCGUUGGGCCGCCGCGGGCCCGGUGCCGGGGGAGGGGCGUUUCUGUUGGCACUUGGGACCCCCCCGCGCCGACUCAUUCCUUUGUUGCCCGUUGACCUCGGACUUCCUCCGGUCUUCACUUGACUUUUUCACUUCACCUCUAUUCUUUAGAACCUUUCAUUGUACAACUUCUCACCUAAAUCACCUUCUACACAAUCCCAAAUAUACUAAACAGAGUCAAAAUGGGAUCCAACGACUCCUCCUCCCUCCCCGCCUUGGCCACCAACCCCAAGUUCGUCUUCUUCACCGACUUCGACGGCACCAUCACCCAGCAAGACAGCAAUGACUUCAUGACCGACACUCUAGGGUUCGGCCCGGCCCUCCGUAAGAAGGGAAACGAGAGCGUCCUCUUCGGCCACCGCGACUUCCGCGACAGCUUCUCGGAGAUGCUGGACAGCAUCAGCACGCCCUUUGACCAGUGCAUUGAGACUCUGCUCAAGAACAUCACCCUCGACCCUGGAUUCAAGGAGUUCUUCCACUGGGCCAAGGAGAUCAACAUGCCGAUUGUGAUUCUCAGUGGCGGCAUGGAGCCUGUAAUCAGGGCGCUGUUGGCCCAUUUCUUGGGCAAGGAGGAGGCGGAUAGCUUGCAGAUCGUCAGCAACCAGGUGGCUGUUAGGCCGGGAAAGAAGAGUUUGAAUGAGGAGGGAGGGUGGAUGAUCACUUACCACGAUGACAGUGGAUUCGGCCACGACAAGUCCCUCGAAAUCCGCCCCUACGCCAACUUGCCCGCCGACCAGAGGCCAGUCCUCUUCUACGCCGGCGAUGGCGUCUCGGACCUCUCAGCUGCCAAGGAGACGGACCUUCUCUUUGCAAAGGCUGGAAAGGAUCUCAUCACCUACUGCGAAAAGGAGAACGUGCCCUUCACCACGUUCCACGACUUUACCGAGAUUCUCGCUGUGGUCAAGGACAUUGUUGCGGGCAAGGUGACCGUCAAGGAGGCUGCUGUUGGCAGGAAGUGAGCUAGCUACCCCCCUCCACCGAGCGUCUGUCGGUCUGUCUAGUCUUGUUCCUAUUUCUUUCCGCUCAGCGUUUAUUUUAUUUUUCUUCCUGGACACUAUUCUAGACGGUGCACAGGAGUGAUUGGUUGGUUGCUUGGUUGGUUAGUAGCAGGCUACUUAUGCCACUUUUCCUCCAGAUAGAAGAACUCUUAGAAGAAGACAAAAGAAGGAAGCGGUUGUUCUUCUGAAUGUUAUAGACAAUAGAAGUAUGGGUCAUCACUGUCCUCCC